Macrosiphum euphorbiae (potato aphid) is the source of this 1218-nucleotide messenger RNA. Lineage: Eukaryota; Metazoa; Arthropoda; Insecta; Hemiptera; Aphididae. The record is from the annotation of a GenBank genome assembly.
AUGUCAAGUACUGAUGAAGACUUAUUGGUGUUGUUGUUAUUAAACAACAACAACAAUAAUAAUGAUAGUCAAAAACGUAAACGCAAGUAUUGGGUGCAUCCAUACUUAAAGAAAAACGCAGACACUCUAGGAACUUUUUCUGUUGCAAAAGAGCUUUCUCUAUAUCCUGAAAAAUUUCAAACUUUUUAUAGAAUGACACAGAAAUCAUUUGAAAUCUUAUCAGAGUUAGUGCGGCCUAUGUUACAUAAAAAAGAUACUCACUUCAGAAAAGCCAUUACUGUGGAAGAACGGUUAUUGAUUACAUUGAGAUACCUUGCAAUGGGAGGUAACGUUAAAGCACACUCCAUGUAUUUUUUGAGAGGAGAGUCUACUACAAGGAAUAUCAUUGCAGAAACAACUAUAGCAAUUUGGGAAUGCCUAAAAGAAAAAUAUAUGCCGCCACCAACAAAAGAAAAAUGGGAAAAUGUUUCACAACGUUAUUUGGAUUUAUGGAAUAUACCCAUUUGCCUAGGUGCUAUAGAUGGUAAACAUUUUAAAAUUAAAUGUCCUCCAAAAACGGGAUCAGCUUUUUUCAACUACAAGCAAUAUUUUAGUAUUGUUUUAAUGGCAUGUGUAGAUGCUGAUGGACUUUUUUUGACCAUUGAUGUUGGUGAUUAUGGUAGGAAUAGUGAUGGUAGGGUGUUUAGAAGAAGUUCGUUAGGCAAAGCCAUUGAAAAUGAUUUGCUGGAUGCCCCUGACCCAAAGCCUUUACCUGGCUGGGACUCCAAGGGCCCUUUCCCACAUUUCUUUGUAGCAGAUGAAGCCUUCCCAUUGAAAAAAAACCUGAUGAGACCUUUUCCCAAAAGAUCAUUAAAUAAAACCAGAAGGAUUUUUAACUACAGGUGCUCGAGAGUCAGAAGAAGCGUAGAAUGCUCAUUUGGAAUGCUUGUUUCAAAAUUUAGAGUAUUUGAGCAACCUCUAGCUUGUAAGAUAAAAUCAUGUGAAUAUGUUAUUAAAGCAGCAUGUGUUCUGCAUAAUUUCAUACGUAUGCGAGAAGGUACGUUUUCUACACCAUCACAUCCUCAAUCAAUUGAUUCAAUGGGAGUACAAAAUAAUCAAGAACUACCACUUAUUCAAGUAGCAAGACCCACAAGAGUUGCAGAAAACAACAGAGAGUUAUUGUGUAGUUAUUUUAUAUCAAAUGAAGGUCAGGUACCUUGGCAAGAAAAUUUUUCUUAA